This is a messenger RNA of Xenopus tropicalis (tropical clawed frog), 1188 nucleotides long. RefSeq lists its product as uncharacterized. The coding region runs from base 407 to 1051 and encodes 214 amino acids. The transcript is spliced from 3 exons. NCBI's taxonomy places the organism in Eukaryota, Metazoa, Chordata, Amphibia, Anura, Pipidae. The record is from RefSeq and is a predicted model, not a curated record.
UCUUCCUUCCUCCCAGGUGCCCCCCCUGCGUCACUGUCUCCCCGACGGCACGUUUCAUCUGUCACUCAUUAGCAUUCCGCACAUGUUAAGUACACUUAGGAAAAUAAGUCCCGGGUAGGGAAGAGAGAGGCACUGUUUAGCCAGCGUUCCUCUCCGGUGCAGCCGGCCAGCUGGGGGGGCAAGCUCCAGCACUCUCACACUGACACUCUCACACCGACGCUCUCGCACAACUCUCUCCGCAGUCCCAAGGAUACAAUCUCAUCAUGAUCAAAAAUGUGGAAAUGGCUGAUUAAAUGCCGUCGCUUAAGUUCCCCUUUAAUGUAAUGUGCCAGACGCUGGAUCCUGCGCCGGGAGUUGGGACCUGGGACUUGUGAAUUAUUCGGCGCCGUAGGAAAGAGAGCUCACAAUGUGGCGGCACUGGAUAUUUGGCACAGUGGUGAAACUAUGGCUGGCGGUGUCCGUAAGCCUAUGCCAAAGCGGAGAUGAUGCACUAGCAGAUUUAGGGUCGGGGUAUAUUAUAGACGCUCUACAUGAUCAGCCCAAAGAGCCUACACGUCAACCUAGAAUCCAACCCCAAGAGACAACCCACUGCCAGCUGACCUUUACGGUCCCUUCUCAAGAACAAUAUGGGAUGAAAGAGACAUCUCCAGUUCUAAAGGAGGAGGUCACCUACCUACAGAGCCUGAUACAGGACACCAAUAGGGUGUUGCAGAGCCUGCAGUACACGGUCAAUGCCGAUGCCCAAGAUAUUGGCUACCAAGAGGUCAUUGCUGAACACAACAAAGGAAUCAGAGAGGACAACAAAGAAUUCUACGGCACCUUGAGCAAAAUUAUGCAGGAGUUUCACACAAACAUGGAGGACGAUGCCACUGAUGUUCCCGAUGAGAGAAAGAAGCUGAAAAGGAACUUCCAGAUGAUGGAUAAUCUGCUUGAAACAACAAGUCUUAUAGCCGAGAAGCUGGAAAAGAAGUCCGGGGACCUAGAUGCCACUUUAGAAAAGCAAAUGGCCCGAUGCACCAGCCUGGCCUAUCAGAGCUCCGUGGGGUCCUGACUGGGACGUCAACAGCCUCAAUGGGACUAAUUACUUCAGCUCAUCAACGUUAUUGUUUCUGUGUUUGAGAAUUUAAUUUCUGGAAAAUAUAUGGGAUUUUUUUUAUAAAUUGUAUAAUAAAUAUUACAGUACUGUCA